AAGCGCUCGUGGAUAUUGUGAAAUUGUGCUCAACUCUUACAGUUAUACAGUGCAUUUGCGUGUUGGGGAAAUGGCAGAGGCGGUCUGCCUCAGUGAUAGACAGUCGUGCACGAGGACGGAUGAUUUUCAAGAACAAGGUGAUAACAGGCCGUACCACGUUGCAAAGGACGACUUCGGGGCCCUCCACGCUGCUGUACAAGACACCACUCAGCUCUGCUGCCUUCCCUGCCCCGAGGACGACGACAGGCUGCCCCGAGGACGACACUGCAAGGGAUAGGGAGCCAGAGGCCGUGGUGGGGUCGAGGUGUAAGCGCCGUCCCUGGCGGGAGCAAACAACAACAAGAGCUCCGACCGUCACACCUUUACCACCCAACAACAAAAGGCAUGUCGAUGUUACCAGAACCCCACGAAGAUCGAGAUCGUCAGAAAUGGCAGCAGCCUAAAAACUCCAAUAAGUUAUUUCCCUCAAUCUCAAGAAUUGAGCUUGCAUUUUACUUUAUUUCAUUCUGGAGUGGAUGUUUUUACAGUCUCUACAGAUUUUAUCGCACUUCACAAAGAUGGGGCCAGUAUUUACCAGUUACUCCAAUACCUGACAGUUGGCUUGGGACACGGCAGGACCAGACAGACUUGGAGUGGUUCGUCUGGGUUCCUAUAAUACUCUCCUAUGCUCCCUGGGGAUUUGUACAUGUUGUUAUAUCACAGCUGAUUAGAAGAUUUUGUCCACAGCAUUUGUGUAACUUCUACAUUGGUUUUAGCGUCUGUAUAACUGUUCCCCUCAUUGGGAGAGUGGGCACAGCGCUGUGCUUUGCUGUGCCAUCCAUCAUGUUUGUGGUCCUCUUGACACGCCUCAAGCUCAUCAUUUGGCUCACAUGGUGUCUCAUACUCAUUCUUUUCAACACGCAGUUCUUCACCAACUAUGUGGAAUUCUGGGUAGAAGACAUCCCAGAAGGUGUAUACAAAGUGUCGGUGAUGGUAGCGUGGAUUAUCCUACGCAGCCUGAGCUUCAGCCUGGAAAUCUGCGAUACUGACCCAGAGAGUAAGCUGCGACCCGUUCCACUGCUGACUAUGCUGUUUGGAUACUGCCUCUACCUUCCAUUCCUGUGCACUGGGCCAUACAUGCCUUUUACCGACUUCAAGGCUGGGCUUGCAGAACCAUACCGAAUUUGGACACUAAGAAGAUUCAUUGGGGUUGGCCUUCAAAUUAUGAGAUUUUUAUGGUGGAUGGGAUUCACUCAGUUUCUCUUAUACCAGUUUUUUGCACACUCGCUGCACUUCACUCCAGAGCUUGUGAAGAAAAUGUCUUCCUGGUCGAUGGCUGGCUUUGUUUAUUUUCUCACUGCCUUCCUCCAGUUGAAAUAUGUUGUGCUGUAUGGGUUGCCAUCAGUGUUAGCUCGAGUAGAAGGCUACGACCCCCCGAGACAUCCUCGCUGCACCCUCAUGACCUACAGAUUUUCUGAUAUUUGGCGGUACUUUGAUCAUGGGCUGUAUCGCUUUAUGCUCAAACACAUUUACAUCCCUUGGGUUGGAUUUGAACCAAGUUUAGUAAGACAACUACAAGGAACAGCACUUGUCUUUACAUUCGUAUAUGUUUGGCAUGGUGUGUCUACUCAGGUGUUCUGGUGGGCAACAAUUAACUUCUUUGGAGUUGUUGCUGAGAAAUUAGGAGACUCCAUUUCUCGGAUGCCUACUUAUGAAGCAUGGGAGAGUCGAUGGUUUCCUGGUUCGUGGCAGCGAAGGAUUCUGGGACUACUGGCUGUGUGCCUUUAUGUGCCGUCUCUCACCGCUCUCGUCAUAUUCCUCUCCAAUCUUGAUAAUGCCUUAGUCAUAGGAAAUAGAAUAUUUAUCUCAGGAUUUCCUCAGUGUACUCUGAGCACCUUCUUCUUCAUGUUCUGCCUGGGUCAGUGUAGUAUGGAGCUGCAGAAUUGGAAGAUACGACAAAAAUUGGAGUUAAAACAGUCGUAACAUAUAUAAAACUAUGCAUUUAGUCAGAAUAAUUGUUAGUGUUACUGAGUAUCAGGACUUUUAUAGAUUGAUUUUACAGUAUUGUCAGGCUUUUCUGAUGGUGUGCUUAGUAAAUGGCAGUAUUUAUUUCUUGGACGGCACUUCUUUUUGUGCACUUAUCUUAAUUUUGUUUUAAUUUGUCACGCAUAACUAGACCAUAAUUAUCAUACCUGUAUACCAUUUCUUAAGAUGAGUUAGGGUGUAUAGGAAAACAAUUCGUGUUGAAUCAUCAAGGGUGAAAUACCAAAUUGAGAGUAGAUUUUACUGGAGAUAAUGUUUUACCUGUAGAGGUAUAAUUUGAUCUAACAGACACAUGGUUAGUGGCAUAAUGGGAAAAGGUGGUGGGAUGAGGUUAGAGAGGAAAAUUAUCAAGGGUGAGGUGAAGGUGGGGUGAGGUCUGGAAAGUUCAGGUAUAGUGAGGAAAGUGAAGAAUUAUUUUAGCCACAAUAUAUAUCUGAAAUAUUCCUGUAACAUGGGGUUGCAUUGCUGUAUUAAAUGAAAAUAUCACCCCCCCCCCCCCUGACCUCACCCCAUUUCACCUUCAUGGUGUUGCCUAUACAGGUAUUCACUUUUGACCUCACUCUAUCUCCCUGACUCGCCUUACCUUCUCUUGCCUAACUUCGCCCCAUUUCCACCUUCACUUCCUUAACCUCCCUGAUCUCGCCCUUAAGUAUACAAUUAAUAUCGCUUUUCUCUUUAAAAAAAACAUACAUGUAUAUUAUUAUAAGAACAUGAGAAAUCCUGUCUACAAUUAA
Molecule: messenger RNA, 2756 nt
Organism: Procambarus clarkii (red swamp crayfish)
Lineage: Eukaryota; Metazoa; Arthropoda; Malacostraca; Decapoda; Cambaridae
Gene: rasp
Product: protein-cysteine N-palmitoyltransferase Rasp
Biological process (GO): protein palmitoylation
Cellular component (GO): endoplasmic reticulum
Molecular function (GO): palmitoyltransferase activity
Source: RefSeq, a predicted model, not a curated record